This is a messenger RNA of Nannospalax galili (Upper Galilee mountains blind mole rat), 1192 nucleotides long. It is a transcript of the gene Dimt1, whose product is annotated as DIMT1 rRNA methyltransferase and ribosome maturation factor. Gene Ontology annotation, biological process: rRNA methylation. Gene Ontology annotation, cellular component: mitochondrial matrix. Lineage: Eukaryota; Metazoa; Chordata; Mammalia; Rodentia; Spalacidae. The record is from RefSeq and is a predicted model, not a curated record. Bases 135 to 1076 code for a protein of 313 amino acids. Gene Ontology annotation, molecular function: rRNA (adenine-N6,N6-)-dimethyltransferase activity. The transcript is spliced from 12 exons.
GCGGAGCGCUGACCGAAAGAUUCCUGAAAGAGUCAGUUGGGCGGGUCUCCCGCAGCCCUGCCUUGACUGCGAGGGCCGCGACGCUCACGCGGCUACAGGCUGCCUUCGUCCACCUGGGACUCCUGUCUGCCAAGAUGCCGAAGGCCAAGUCUGUGGCGAGCGGCCGCCGGCGCAAGCGGCAGGAGCAGCGCCGGGAGCUGAAGCAUGCUGGAGGACUCAUGUUCAACACAGGGAUCGGGCAGCACAUUUUGAAAAAUCCUCUCAUUGUUAACAGCAUUAUCGAAAAGGCUGCUCUCAGACCAACUGAUGUGGUGUUGGAAGUUGGGCCUGGAACUGGCAACAUGACUGUAAAGCUAUUAGAAAAGGCAAAAAAGGUAGUUGCCUGCGAACUUGACCCAAGGCUUGUAGCUGAACUUCACAAAAGAGUUCAGGGCACGCCUCUAGCCAGCAAACUUCAGGUAUUGGUGGGAGACGUGUUGAAAUCGGAUUUGCCAUUCUUUGAUACUUGCGUGGCAAACUUGCCUUAUCAGAUCUCAUCUCCUUUUGUCUUCAAGUUGUUGCUGCACCGGCCUUUUUUCAGAUGUGCUAUACUUAUGUUUCAAAGAGAAUUUGCUCUCCGUUUAGUUGCAAAACCUGGAGAUAAACUAUACUGCAGGCUAUCGAUUAAUACACAGCUUUUAGCACGUGUGGACCAUCUAAUGAAGGUUGGGAAGAAUAACUUCAGACCCCCACCCAAGGUGGAAUCCAGUGUUGUAAGGAUAGAACCUAGGAACCCACCACCACCUAUCAACUUUCAGGAAUGGGAUGGCUUAGUAAGGAUCACGUUUGUUCGGAAAAACAAGACACUGUCUGCUGCAUUCAAAUCAAGUGCAGUACAACAACUGUUGGAAAAAAAUUACAGAAUUCACUGUUCGGUCCAUAAUACUGUUAUACCAGAAGAUUUCAGCAUAGCAGAUAAAAUACAGCAAAUCCUAACCAGUACGGGUUUUAGUGACAAACGGGCCCGUUCCAUGGACAUAGAUGACUUUAUCAGGUUGCUACAUGGAUUCAAUGCAGAAGGUAUCCAUUUUUCCUAGCUACUGGGAAAAGACUUUUUCAAGACAAUACACAUUUCUAAUAUUUGGGAAGAAUGUGGAUGCUUUUUUCCUACAGGUCAUUUCCUUUUUUAAAAAAACAAAAAACCAAAAACAAA